Ostrea edulis (European flat oyster) is the source of this 3426-nucleotide messenger RNA. RefSeq lists its product as uncharacterized. NCBI's taxonomy places the organism in Eukaryota, Metazoa, Mollusca, Bivalvia, Ostreida, Ostreidae. The record is from RefSeq and is a predicted model, not a curated record. The coding region runs from base 609 to 2660 and encodes 683 amino acids. Gene Ontology annotation, molecular function: protein binding. The transcript has a single exon.
GCGUCUGGGAUAGUAAUCAUGUAUCUGAUAUUGUUUAUAAAAUUCAAUAUUGCUAAUAACACUAUAAUGCAUAAUAAAUAUGCUUUUGAUGUGUCUUUCAUUCAUGAGUUUGCUUUAACAUUUGAAGUAGUGCAUUGUUUAUUAUUUGAAUGAGCUUGGUAAUGCUCUACAACUACAAAUACAUCACAGUCGUACUGAAACGUAGAAUAUUAAUUAUAUUGUAACCUACAGUAACAAUUUGUCUAGGCUUACAUUCUACUGGUCAUAGUGAUAUAUAUAAAAUAUGUUCUCUUUAGGAUUUAAUAUUAGAUUUUAAUAUCAAUAUAAAUAUCUUAUGUAGAUUGAAAACCCAAACCAAAAAAAAUUAGGCCUAUGAUUUUACAUUGUAACCACAGGGGCUUGUCUUCCGGAUUGUGGAAAGAUAACAGCAUAAAUAUCUAUAAAUAGAAAGAUCUUAUCAGAUUUAUGUUCAAAAGAAAAGUAGCUGAAUACGUGUUUUUCCGAUUGUAUAUAGAUAAAAUUCGCAAAGUACGAGGAAGGAUGUGAUACAUACUGGUUGUGAGCAUGACAUUGUAUUGUGUCAAUUAACGUUAAAGAAUCGUUACAGGAUGGACCACAUUCCCCGUGUAUCAGACGUCCUGUAUGUGGGGGUGUGUCGUAAGAUAGGGACACCGACAGAAGUGACCUUCAGAAGGGAUAUGCGGGACACGGAGGACAUGAUACGGAAACCUUCAGAGUUAUAUGAAGGAAGGAGAACGAUGCUGAGUGGUAGUUAUAGGGAGGGAUUCAGAUUUAAAUCAUCUGACAUGGAUUACAUGGUAUGGUACUCUGAUCAUAAGGUGAUAUGUGAGAUGUCUCAGUCAACGUUUUAUCAUCCACCCAGAGAUACACUGAUCUAUAUGGAGACCUCUGAUACUCCCCCGGGAUUCGCCAAAUUACAACUACUCACACCGUCAAAUUACCGAAUUGUCAUGUCCUCACUACUGGAGAGAAACCAUACUGAAUACAUUUCAAGUUCAUUACUCAGGAUGAGGUUCCAUCAGUCAAGGAAUGGAAGUAAUCCAGCAAAUGAAGGUGAAAACUUGCACGGUCCUUGUCACAACUACACUUAUCGAUCUAUAGAGACUGAUAUCGCGCUGUGUUUCCAUUCCCGUCAUUGGCCCUUACCAGCCCUUCCCUGGGUUGAUAGAUGUUUGACUCGCGCAUGGCCAUCGCGUAGUGUACUGCAAUCUAUUAUCGAUGAAGGAUGUCAUCUUGUUCCUAUUGCAAACAGACAGACAAAUGAAAACUCAGACUUGGAGUGGAGAAUUUCUUUUUCACAAGCAGAGCAAAAGCUAGUGUACUCUAUGAACCAUUGCCAGUUUCUCUGUUACGGAAUUAUGAAAAUAAUUCUGAAGGAAGUGAUUUCUGACGAAUUACUGUGUUCAUAUUUUAUGAAAACAAUAUUAUUUUGGAGAAUUCAAGAGCGUUCUUCAACUCCAUGGUUACCAUCAACAUUAAUUCAACAUGUGUGGUUUUGUUUCAAAUCCUUAAUGCAGUGUGUAUAUACCGGUUACCUUCCAAAUUUCUUUAUUCCGGAGAACAACAUGUUUGCAGGAAAAGUUGUCGGGGCGCAACAAAUAUCCCUGUAUCAAAAGUUAGAAAGAUUUUACAAAAUGGGCGUCGCCUUCUUGUUACAUAGUCCCACUCUCAGAGAGAUUCUGAUCCCGGCCGUCUCCAAUCCAUACUUUGUAAUGCAGACAGGAGAAAGCUACCUCAAGUCAGAAAUAUAUAUUGAUAUUGCUUCUUAUUGUGAAAACGCUAGUUCUAGAGGAAUGGUCUAUGCAUCAUCGGAUUUCCUUUCAAACAUGAUGCAUUUAAAUGUAAUAGAUCAGUUAUUCUCAACCUGUCAGAAUGUUAUAUACCAUGAUAGGUUGAUAAAUGUGCUUGUAUCAACUUCCAUGUCACUAAAAGCACAGUGUUUGUUUGUGUCUAAGAAAAAGAGAUACACCAUUGAGAGGUCAAUGAUUCACAUGUUAGGUCUAGUUUCAAAGUUAGGCUGUGUAUCUGAUGGUUUAUAUUUAGCGUUAUAUUUGUAUGAUACCGGUAGAUAUCAAACAGCGUUAACUGUCACAGAUACAGUGAAGCAGAGACUCUCACAGCCACAUAUCAUGUAUCACGAUAGAGUAGACAUACAAAGAUACAGUGAGGUGGUAGGUGGUCAGUCUUUGUUAACUAAAUAUAGGAAGGCUUGGGCAAGAAAUAUUGUGUUCUUUAAAGACUUUACCUUUACUAUUGAAGAAUUAAGGUUGGAACAAGAAGUCAGUAACAUGAACGGAAUGCCAAAUUUACAUUUACCUCCCUUUGUGACCGUGUACAUGUUAUCUGUCCUAUGUCACUACAGACUAGGUGACAGGUCACAAUAUAUACAGGCACUGACAGACCUACACACCCUACUGCUCUAUGAUGAUGGGAGUUACGUACCUUUGCUCAAUAGAGACUUGGCCUGGCAGAUACUGGGGAUCUGUCAACAUGUUGUGGGGGACUUACACGGGGCGUUACAGUCUUAUCAAGAGUCACUUAGACAGGAACCAAAGAACAAAAUACAGAUAGCCACGGGAACUAGAAUUGAUUUGGUGAAAUCACAAUUAAGGGUGCAUAGUACUAGUAUAAUUACGUAGAACAUUUAUAACGAGUGUAAAUCACAUCAAACACGUUUCAGCUCAGUAUCUUUUAAUUUACUUGCACGUACCGUAUAAGUGGAUUGUUUUUAGCGAGACACAAAUUUAACGCCCCCCCCCCCCCAUUAAAAUGGGUAUAUAUAUUUAUCAACAGCUAAUUUUAGUGACUUUAUAAUUCCAGGAAAGGUCACUAUUGCUUCCGAUAUGGAAUAAAUUGUUUGCGAAAUUCUAAUUUAACAGCCUCAUCACUCUCGCUAUUAAGGCCAAAACUAAAUCAUCGCUAAAAAUUCUGCUGAUGCGGUAUUUUAUAUAGAUUUAGUGUGUACAAGGUAGGGAUUUUAUUUUGAAUAGUGAAAUUUCAAAUUUUUAGUUUUGUAGUUUUAUUUGUAUCUCAUCGUACAUUUAAUGAUGUAGACCUCGGAUUCUGUUGCUGUAGAGAAAAUCGCGUGUGAUACCGGACAAUGUCGUUUCUUAUUACUUACAGAUCUAUAUAAAUUAUGUGUCCAGGGGUCCGUGUUUGUCCAACUAUCUAUUUUGUAUUGCUUAUAGGAGUACGUUGUAUGAGAUUGAUCACUGUUCGUUACCUUUCAUAUAUAUAUAUAUAUAUAUAUAUAUAUAUAUAUAUAUAUAUAUAUAUAUAAUCAUACCUUUAAUUUUCUUUCUAAAUAUGUACUUCUUGUUUCCCUCCCACUGCAAACAGCUUUGAAUGUAUUUCUAUGUAUAUAAAUAUGACGUAAUUUACACGAAUAAAGGAAUUUUCUUUCAA